Tilletiopsis washingtonensis is the source of this 1726-nucleotide messenger RNA. RefSeq lists its product as hypothetical. The transcript has 2 exons. NCBI's taxonomy places the organism in Eukaryota, Fungi, Basidiomycota, Exobasidiomycetes, Entylomatales. The coding region runs from base 225 to 1511 and encodes 428 amino acids. The record is from RefSeq and is a predicted model, not a curated record.
CUCGGACUCGCCUCCCCCCCGAGCAUCAUCCUCGCGCCCGCACCCGCCCAGCGAUCGCAUGCAUCUCGCCGAGCCCUGCGCCGCGUGCCUCUCGCCGCUUGGCCCUGCACGCUGGACAUGCGCGCGACGAUCAUCCUCCGGGCGCCGUCCAUGAUGCGUUGUCGCCGCACCCGCAUCGCACGCUUUGCUGGCAAGGCGCAGCGCGGCUGCUGCAGGGUGUGAGCAUGUGCAGGACGCCUCGGGAUCUCGCUUGCGCAGCUGCAGCCGGCGUGGCUCGGCCAUGCGCAUACCGCUGCCGUGCCGCUGCCGUGUUGGACGCGCAGUGCCGACGCCGCCGCAGCCGCAGCACCGCGCCGCACGGCAGAGCGGCAGCCCUCUGCCGACGCCGCUCUCGCGCACCUUUUUCAUUCGGCGCCGACGACGGCAGCGCCAAAGCCCGCCUCCGACACGCUGUGCAUGUGCUCUGCUGCCCUGCAAGCCGACAGCGACACGAAAGGGCCGCCCGCCCAGAUUUAGCACGCUGCUGCACGGCACACGCUCGAGUCACCGCACCCUUGUGGUCGCCGCAGCAGCUGCAGCUUGAAGUUUUCGACACAGCGAAAUGUGACUUGAAGAGAGGACGGGGCAACGCUGCCUUCCCCAUGGAGUCAUGGCACAUGAAGCGGGAUGGGCCGCGGCGGCGAGCUUGCGAGGCGACGAUCGCGGUGGGCGGUGUGGAGCGGCGCAUUUGCGCAGCGGGUGCGGCGCCAGCGCUGCGGGAGCGCAUGUCUCUGAGGUCAGCCACAUCUCGUCGAGGAGACCCGCACCGGCACCCGCACCCGGCGCCUUCUCUCCACAUCGUCUCGCCGACUGCUGCUGCGUUGGCCGACGCUGCGAGCACGGCAGCGUUCGUGGGAGCGCUCUCUCUCUCUCUCUCUCUCUCCCUCCGUCUUUUCUGCGCUCUGGCGCCAGAAGCAGCGCCGCAUUCCGCCAAGCAGCGCCUCGCCGUCAGAGAGAGCCUGCGCUGCGUCCAUGCGGGCAUCGGGUCGGGCGGGCGGUGCCGCCGAUGCGCGCCCGCCAGCUUGGCAGCGAAAGCCACGUGCGCGCCUGUCGGCCUGCCAUUCUACAGAGCCGCUUGGCACGGCUGUAUGCGCUGUACCAUACUUGACAGCAUGGCCGACGAAGAGGAGCCCGCAAGGCCGAGCGCUGCAGGCGCAGAACAGAGAAAGCGCUGCAUGCGAUGGCGACACGCAUGCACGAUGGCGCGGCGGCGACGGCGCUGCCAAGCCUGCCGCUGCGGCAGCCGGCGCAAAGGCCGCUCGCCGAGCUCGAGCGAGGCAUGCGCUGCGUCGGCACGCCAAGCUCACGCUGCGCCAAGAAUGAACACAUCUCAGGUUUCCCUCGGGCGCAAAGUCAGGUCAGGUGCGGAACAGGGUAGGGGGCCAUGGGGCGCAGAGAUAGGGGCAGCGAAGAGGGACGGGUCAGAGGGAGGAGCAAGGCACUAUGUGAGCGUAUCGGAGGGGGAUCAAUGAACAGGUUGUGAGCGGAAUGAGCGUGGAGACGACGAAUGCAGAAUGUGGACGGGGACGAGAGGAAGAUGCUGGAGAGAGAGAGAGAGGAUCGGGAGGUCGGAAGAGGAUGGCGCGGAAAUCGACGCUCAGGCGGCAAAGUCCCACUCGCUGCCGCUCUCGUAGAACUCGGAGCACGAGGCCGGGCUGUCGUAGCCGCACGGCGUCGAUGGCGCAGU